Molecule: messenger RNA, 1044 nt
Organism: Gadus morhua (Atlantic cod)
Lineage: Eukaryota; Metazoa; Chordata; Actinopteri; Gadiformes; Gadidae
Product: nuclear apoptosis-inducing factor 1-like
Exons: 2
Coding region: 340-771 (143 amino acids)
Cellular component (GO): nucleus
Source: RefSeq, a predicted model, not a curated record
CAGAUACAGGGGCCGGAUUCACUAAAGUGUUCUUAAGAUAAAACUUAAGAAGAUUCUUAAGAAAACAUAUAAGAAGUUCCUAAGAAUCUUCUUAAACGCUAUUCACCAUUUUUUUCUUAAGAAUUGUCGAUUGUCUUACGAACUUCUUAGUUUUCUCACUUAAGAACUUCUUAGAUUGUUAACGUAGUAGAGGAAUGCAUGUAAUGUUCGUCCUCGUGCGCUCUUGUUGUUGCUGGAGCAGCGGUGGGGGCUGGCCCCGUUGCUAUGUUACGUGUACUUUGUUGAUGUUUAUGGUUUGGGUUUCACGGAGAAUAAACCGUUAAAUAAUAAACCGAAAAAAUGGAGGACAACAGUGCGAAGCGCAGCAAGAACUUUUCAAAACAGGAGUUGGAGGUGUUGGUGGAGGAGGUGGUUUCGAGGCAAAGAAUGUUAAUGGGGAAGUUGGAUAACGUUGUCACUGCAGAUAAUAAGAAGAGGGCGUGGGCGAAAGUUGCCCAAUCGGUGUCCGCAGUAGGGGAGACGGAGCGCGAUGCGAUUGCAAUAAAAAAAAAAUGGGCGGACGUAAAAUCCCUCGUAAAGAAAAAAGCUGCUGAGAGGACGAGGGAGACGAGGAAGACAGGAGGAGGGACGUCCUCUGUUAAACUCGACCCUUUGGAGGAGAAGAUUUUGGGGAUGAUAGGGGAAUCUCUGGUAGGAGGCGUUCAAGGAGGGGUGGACACUGGAGACCACAGCUGUAUGCAGCUGCUACAGCAGACACAUACGGAAUUCUGAAGAAGAUCUUAGUCUCUCACAACUAAUUUCAGAAUCCAUCCUCCAGCCCACACCAGUGAUGACACCCAGCAUGGAGGACAUGAUCUGUAUUCAAAGAGGCCUUUUGGAGGAAGUGCGAGGACUUAGAAGGGUUCAAGAGCAACUUCUACUGGUGGAGAGAGAGAAACUGCUCUUGGCCAAAGCCAAAUUUGAGCUAAAAAAAAGGAAUAUUAGGAAGAAUGUAUUAGUAUUAGUAAUAAUAUAUUAGAGUAUUAUAGAGUAUAUUAGAGUAUU